Molecule: messenger RNA, 595 nt
Organism: Eleginops maclovinus (Patagonian blennie)
Lineage: Eukaryota; Metazoa; Chordata; Actinopteri; Perciformes; Eleginopidae
Gene: ndufb11
Product: NADH:ubiquinone oxidoreductase subunit B11
Exons: 3
Coding region: 85-519 (144 amino acids)
Source: RefSeq, a predicted model, not a curated record
CCACACUGGAGGAUCUUUAGAAGAACAGGGUCAAAGCCUUUGUUUCCGUUUCCGGGUCAACGAUAUCCUUCACAAACAGGUGAAAUGUUGACCCGACUGCCGCGGCUCGGGCUCUCUUUGCCCCGGUUACUCCGUAACCACCCGGUUCGGUUCGUCUCCCAGUCAAAACCCAGCGGUGCUGCCGGUGUGGCUGCAGUGACGGAGCUGCACCCUCCUGCGGAGAAGAGCGAUCACGGGGAGGUCAGCCCGUAUGUCAAGAAUCCAGACUACCAUGGCUUCUCGGACGACCCUGUGGUGGAUGAGUGGAACAUGAGAGUGGGCUUCUUCUUCGGCAUCUCAGUGGCUCUUGUUAUCGGAGGGGCAUUUAUCCACUAUUUACCAGACCAUGGCAUGCGAGAGUGGGCCAGGAGGGAGGCGGAGCGUGUGAUCGUGCAGAGAGAGCAGGAGGGUGUUCCUCUUUUAAGCGAGUACUACUACGACCCAAACAAGAUUGUUGUCCCCGGCUCUGGAGAGGAGUAGGAUCAAACAUCCACCUUCUGUAUUUCAUGAUUAUUGUAUUUCACUCUGAGAGAAUAAAUGAUUCUAUAUGUACAUA